UUUUUGAUCAUAAAAACUCACGACUUAUUUUCUCGAAAAAAUACUAAACACACUCGCCGAUUCCCUCCUAUAGAUAGAACAAAAUAUGACACGGGUACCACCCCAGACCAGAAGCGGGCAUGUGUUUAUUCAAGGACUCAUUCAGGGAUGGGCUAGAUGUGGUUGAACUCUCACACGACUUUCCUUCCGUAAGAUGCAAUUCUGGCGUUACCUUAUCCUCGGAAGAACAGCGGUAAUGGCUUCCCGAAAUCUGAUUUCCACGAAAGAGCAAGCCUGUCUCGGGAGAAAUGAAGAAGUCAAAGUUUCAGGAAAACAUCAUGUUAAUGGAAAUAGGACAGUCGAACCAUUCCCUGAAGGACUGCAAAUGGUUAUGUUUGGCAUGGGCUGUUUCUGGGGCGCUGAGAGAAAAUUCUGGGUCCAGAAAGGUGUCUAUUCCACUCAAGUUGGGUAUGCUGGUGGAUUAACUCCAAACCCAAGCUAUAAGGCGGUCUGCUCAGAGAUGACUCGCCACGCAGAAGUAGUGCGAGUUGUGUACCAUCCAGACAAAAUCUGCUUUGAAAAUUUGCUCAAGGUCUUCUGGGAGAGCCAUGACCCAACACAAGGUAUGCGACAAGGAAAUGAUGUUGGCACUCAGUACCGUUCGGUCAUUUAUCCGUACACGAAGGAGCAGAUUGUUGCAGCUGUGAAAUCCAAAGAGGUCUAUCAGGAGGAGUUGAAUAGAAAAGGAUACGGUGAAAUCACUACCGAAAUCCGUGAGGGUCAGACUUUCUACUUCGCCGAAGAUUACCAUCAGCAAUACCUGAAUAAGAACCCAGGCGGGUAUUGUGGACUUCGCGGCACUGGGAUAUCUUGUCCAGUAUAAGACUCUAGUAAGACGUGGUCCCUAAUUAAACGCCAACAUUUGCCUCUGAUCUAUUUUCCAGAUAAUGAGAUAGGGUUUUGCUUAUUAAAAAGCUUAUAAGAAUAGACUGGUUGCCUGCUAUACAUUAGUUUUCCAAAAUAAUUGAAAAAAAACCCAUCUACCGCACUGUGUGGAAAAAGGUAAUAAAAAAUACUGUAAUCAACUACACAUUUCUAACUGAUAGUUCAAAUAAGCACUCAGGUUUCAGAAGGCAGUGUAGUAUGCUACCUGCCUGCUAUUAUGACAUCUUCCACAAAAUAUAUAAUGUACAGAUUAGUGUAAGUAAGAUUUAAAAAAAUUAUCAGAAUGUAUAUUUAUUUUUAGAUUUUUAUCCUUGUCAUCAUCACUGGCAUUAGCGCAAAAUUACAUUUGGUUACUAUCCCACAAAACAAAGCAAAAAAAAAAUCUGAUAUUAUAAUGACUAAGAUUCAAAUAAAAUCCAUCUCAAAUAAAAUCAUAAAUAUUAACAUAAAUCUGUUAGUAUGUUCAAAGGCAGAAGUAGAAUACAACGCAAUUGUUGCAUAGUUUUAUAAUGAUAUAUAAUUAUGUGCAUUAUUAUUAUGUAUUACUAUUAUUAAUUAGGGGUUUUAGGGGCGCAGCAGUAGAGUUGUUGCCUUACAGUGCCAGAGACCCAGGUUCAAUCCUGCCUAUAUAACCAUAUAACAUAUAAUCAUAUAACAAUUACAGCACGGAAACAGGCCAUCUCGACCAUUCUAGUCCGUGCCGAACACAUAAUCUCCCCUAGUCCCAUAUACCUGCGCUCAGACCAUAACCCUCCAUUCCCUUCCCAUCCAUAUAACUAUCCAAUUUAUUUUUAAAUGAUAAAAAUGAACCUGCCUCCACCACCUUCACUGGAAGCUCAUUCAACACAGCUACCACUCUCUGUUGUCUGUUGUAUACAGUUGUCUGUACAGUUUGUACGUUCCUCCCAUGACCUGCGUAGAUUUUUUCCAGGUGCUGCGGUUUCCUCCCGCACUCCAAACACGUACAGGUAUGUAGGUUAAUUGGCUUUGGUAAAAAACGUAAUUGUCCCUAGUUUGUGUAGGAUAGUGUUAGUGUGUGGGAAUCGCUGCUCGGCGCAGACUUGGUGGGCUGAAGGGUCUUUUCCACACUGUAUCUCUAAACUAAGUACAAAAUGACUUCUCUAUCAUAAAAAUGCCUGAACUUAAUAAUAAGAAAAAUAAACAAUCAAAUAAUUUGAUAAAUUCUGCACUAAAGAUGAUUUUAAAUGUCUUUGACAGUGCUAAAUGAUUAAAAUUUGUGCAGACCUUGAGCACUAAAAAUAAUAUUCUCCGUACAGAGGCUAACAAACCCCCAAAAUAGGGGGCGUUUUGUUGGCGGUGUUGCUAAGCCAAAUACCAACCACCUUUAUGCAAAAUACCACAACAAAAAUAAAAGGGACUUCCUGAUACAGGAGAAAUAAAAAUGGUUGCAUUAUUUGAGUACCAUUAAGGUGUGUGAGUGCUACGAACCAGGGCCCUUAUACAUUUUCAUUUCAGCAGCCAGGUAACAAAUUAUUUUGCACAAUAUCAUCUACAGUUGAUAUACGCUCAUUGAUGUGCAGUUUUGUUAGACUUGAAAUUUACAACAAAGUUCUUCAACUUUCCUUUCUAUUGUGAAUUUCUAACGCCCGAUAAAUAUUCCUGCUACAGAUGGUACUUUGUUGUGGUUAUUUACUGCUAACCCAACUUUUGAGACAAACUUAAUUGCAUUGUUUUAAAUUCUUUGUUUCAAUGUAUUCCAGGGCAUCCAGCAAUUUUGCAGAGAAGUUUCACAUUUCCAAUUCAUGACUUCAAUCUUUAGUGAUACAGACUGGUAACUUCUUCGUUCUGACAAUGUAAAAUAAUAUUAUUUUGAAGUUUGAAGAAAAUUAACCCUAUCCUUCAAAUAAUAACCAACGCAUUCAAACUCUGUUUUUCAUUCUUGGCUCAGAUGUGACAUUCUUUGUUAAUAAAGAUCACAUAACUAAACUAACUUGGAAUGAG
Molecule: messenger RNA, 2886 nt
Organism: Leucoraja erinaceus (little skate)
Lineage: Eukaryota; Metazoa; Chordata; Chondrichthyes; Rajiformes; Rajidae
Gene: msraa
Product: methionine sulfoxide reductase Aa
Exons: 6
Coding region: 194-862 (222 amino acids)
Biological process (GO): cellular response to oxidative stress
Cellular component (GO): cytoplasm
Molecular function (GO): peptide-methionine (S)-S-oxide reductase activity
Source: RefSeq, a predicted model, not a curated record